AUGUUACUAGGGAACAAGAAAGCAGCUUUAUUGUUAUUGCUUUGUGUGCAUGUUUUUGUGGCCAAUAUUGUGGUUGCAAGGAAUGUGGCAAAUGUAAACAAUGAAGAGGAGAAGAACCUUUUAGGAUUUGGUAAGGGAGGUGGAUUUGGAGUUGGAUUUGGUGGAGGGGCAGGAGCUGGUGGAGGUGGUGGAUUUGGAGCUGGAGGAGGUGGAGGACUUGGGGGUGGUGCAGGUGGUGGAGGAGGGUUUGGUGGAGGUGCAGGUGGGGGCGGUGGACUUGGAGGUGGAGGAGGGUUUGGUGGAGGGCAUGGAGUUGGAGGUGGGAUAGGAAAAGGUGGAGGACUUGGUGGAGGCGGUGGUUUUGGAAAAGGUGGAGGAUUAGGAGGUGGAAUAGGUAAAGGUGGAGGACUUGGAGGUGGUCAUGGUGGGGGCAUUGGGAAAGGUGGAGGUUUAGGAGGUGGUGGUGGCUUUGGAAAAGGUGGUGGUGUUGGAGGAGGUGCAGGUGGUGGCAUUGGUAAGGGUGGAGGUCUUGGUGGUGGAGGAGGCUUUGGAAAAGGUGGUGGUGUUGGAGGUGGGAUUGGCAAAGGUGGAGGUCUUGGAGGAGGUGGUGGAGGAGGCUUUGGAAAAGGUGGUGGUGUUGGAGGUGGGAUUGGCAAAGGUGGAGGUCUUGGAGGAGGUGGUGGUGUAGGAGGUGGAAUCGGCAAAGGUGGAGGUCUUGGUAGUGGUGGAGGUUUUGGAAAAGGUGGUGGUGUAGGAGGUGGAAUUGGCAAAGGUGGAGGUCUUGGUGGCGGUGGAGGCUUUGGAAAAGGUGGCGGAGUUGGAGGUGGAUUUGGUAAAGGUGGAGGUUUAGGUGGUGGUUCUGGUGGAGGUGGCGGUUUAGGUGGUGGUGUAGGUGGAGGUGUUGGAGGUGGUUCAGGUGGAGGUUUAGGUGGUGGUGUUGGAGGUGGUUCAGGUGGUGGUGUAGGAGGAGGAUUUGGUAAAGGUGGAGGUUUUGGUGGUGGUGCUGGUGGAGGUUCUGGCGGUGGUAUUGGUGGGGGAUUUGGUAAAGGUGGUGGCUUUGGAGGUGGUUUUGGUGGAGGAGCUGGUGGGGGUGGCGGUUUUGGUGGGGGUGGCGGAGGAGGUGGAGGUGGUGGAAUUGGAGAGUUGCACCAGUGA
Messenger RNA from Vicia faba (fava bean), 1155 nucleotides. NCBI's taxonomy places the organism in Eukaryota, Viridiplantae, Streptophyta, Magnoliopsida, Fabales, Fabaceae. The record is from the annotation of a GenBank genome assembly.